AUGACCGGAGCCUAUCUCCAGCGAGCGAGCGCCGGAGUUUAUAUCGUAACAGGAGGAAUUCGCCGGAGCCCAAGGGACGCUUCGGGAGCAGGGACAGGUAUAGGCCAGCAGACGAUGUGCGCAGCCCCACCGGGACCAGGCGGCGUUACGAUCAAUACUCAGCGGAUGCCAAACGAGGCACAGAUUACUUUUACAGAUCACGGUCGAGGUCACGCCGUCGUGCAUCGCCGUAUCCAGCGCGACGAGACACGAGGAGGAGAUACCGCUCUCCCGCCCAGUCUUCGGCGCCCGUGUCAUGGUCGAAUGGUCGCAAUCGAGGGAGAAGUGGUUCUCCAUACUCCCGACACAGGAAAGCAGGAAAUGAAGAGAGGCUUCACGGCCCUACGAAAAGCAAGGCCGCGCCUGCCAUUGCAACGAUCGGCAGUCGAGCAUCCUUUCGUCGCGCCGCUGAACAGACUGUACAGAGAUGCCGCAGCGAAUCGCAAGAAGCAUGUCAUAUCGGAUCGUCAUAUUCAGUGGCAAAGAACUGAUUCUACGGAAGACCGGGAAGGCCAAAUUGCCAGAGCAUGUAUGAAAGAUGUCGAAGCAGAAGAGAGGCAAUGCGAGGGCGAACUCCGCCUUUCAAGAAGUCGCUCUCCUCGUCAAGCGCCAGCAGUUAAGUCCCCAUAUACCAGUCGGCGCGUACCGCGUGUCGAGUCUGAAGAGCGGAGCUCUGGCGGCGGUGUGGCUUGCAUGUCGCGCCAUUCGAAGGCCCGAGAAGGGUACGAACCGAACGCCGGCGUGGAAGCUCUGAUGCAGGAGGUAUCGCACCCGGACGAGGGCGACCCUCCUCAGACAGCCGGCAAGGGUGUAUCACCCGGGCCUGAAAACGAGUCGGCAGCGAAAGCGCGGGAUCCGGGGUUGGUGGCGGAUGAAACGGAAAGCGCACUCGACAGACAGUCACUUUCUGCUCCGCCAACCACGGUGGCGGAGGCUGCCGCGUUUCAGGACCAUCGUUCGUCGGCGAAGAGUGGCACGGUGUGUGAAAGAACAGCUUCAGUCAGAGACCUGCAUGACCAGCGGAAGGCAGAGCAACAAGACCUACGGGAUAUGAACCGCGCGUUCGGAGGGGUCGGGCGUGGCCCACAUGAACGCCGCGCGCUGGCGCCGGGAGCACCGUGCGCCAUGCGCAGUGACGAAGGCGAUCCUUCUGGGUCUGCUGUUGAAGCUCACUGCACCAGAGGAAGCGAGUCCCUGCGAGAGAAGAUGGGCCACAAUCGGAGGGUAUUCCGCGAUGAUGCUGUGCUACGGGGUCUGAACAUGCGAGACGCACAGCGAGCGACGACUGAGCUACUCGGUCGCGGCAGGCCGCCGUUCCCUGUGGGGCGUCUGUAUGACGCCACGAGCAGGCCACGUGCUUUUUCCGGACAGCUGCGUCAGGGUUAUCAAGAUGGCGGUGGCGGGGUUCCGUCGCCCGGUAGUCUCGCCCGUCCGCCACCAUUCCUCCCCCAGCGGCCACACACUGUAGUUAGGUCGAAUGCCACGUGCACUCUGGCAAGGGGUCACGAGGUGGCAGGCAAGAGCCAAGGUGGAGGCAUGACAUGUAUGAACAAAUUGCUCAUGAGCCGGAGAAGAGCCGGAGACGCUUUAACCUAUACGUAA
This is a messenger RNA of Besnoitia besnoiti, 1641 nucleotides long. RefSeq lists its product as uncharacterized. NCBI's taxonomy places the organism in Eukaryota, Apicomplexa, Conoidasida, Eucoccidiorida, Sarcocystidae. The record is from RefSeq and is a predicted model, not a curated record. The transcript is spliced from 4 exons. Bases 1 to 1641 code for a protein of 546 amino acids.